AGAUAAUUACCUUUACAGCAUAACUACAAUCUGGACUGGGGCACCACCUUAACAAGCGGUUACAUUCAACAAAACUAUUUGUAAUAAGAUGUUGAUAUUUGAGCUUCACUCUAGGGUCUUUCACUAGCCUCAUAGCAGUCUGAUCAUCUACUAAAAUAGGACAAUUAUGUGCUGCACAUGCUAUUGUUUGUCCUACUCCUUCUUCCAUAAUUUUUGUUGUUAAAUACUCAUUCCAACAUUGAUAACAAAAUCUGUGACCACAUUCUAAACCUGUCAUUUGGGAAGAAGAGAAUAUCAUAAAACAAAUGUCACAUUCUUCAGUACCCAAAGCCUUAUUUGCUAUUUUAGGUUUUGCUACGUUGACUUUUUUGAAAGGAUUAAUAACAUGAGCUUCUCUAAACAGUUCAUCUUGAUUCCCAUCAAAGAAUUUUUCCAUGAGUUUCUCCUUAUCCCAAUGAAAGUAGUUCAAAAGUAUCCUCGUCGUUGUGGAUGGUAUUUGGACUACAGUGUUAACUUCUUUAAUGCAAUCAAUCAUGUGCUGGACUAUGUCGUCGGUAGAUAAUACCUCAUACUGAUAUUCCUCAUCAUAGCACUGCAGUUCUUUACUGUGCGAAGCCGUAUCUACCUCUAUUACAAAAUCAACAUCAUCUCCACUUGUUUCGUUUCCUGAAUCUUCGUAGAGAUUAUCAUCGUCGACGUUCAUCGCUACCCUAUUCAAACAUUUGAAGUUUUUAAAAAAUAUUAACUAACACGUAUUAUUCGAGUUAUGACACCGUCUGAUUUAGACAAAUUAUUUAAACGCCAAAAUUAUUGUUUUGUUUGAUCAAGUUGCACCACUCCAAUUUACCAACUUUGCGCACUUCUCACAUGUUUGCAUGUCAAUGUGUCAAUGAUCUUUUGAUAUUCUGCUUUUUAUAAAGUUAACAAGCUGCUUAAGGUAUUGGUUAUCUCACUGAACUUUUAUAUAUUGUCCGUAUUUUUAAACAGAACCAGAUCAGUUUCCUGUUUCCAUCAUCUUUUGCGUCGUCGAAGUUAAUUCUAAAAAUGUGUUUUAAAAUUUAAAUGUCAAACUCAAACAUGACAGGAAUUAAAUGUUAUUGUAUUAACAGAAUCCGUAAUUAAAAAGAUAUGGCAUUAUCUUCGAUUAAUUUAACACAACAGUUAAAAGAAUGGGCACCACUAACAGAAUUGUUUGCAAAAUUGCCAGCGAAAAACCAAAGUGGAUUGUUUUAUCAAGAAGUUAAAGUUACUUGUAUAGAUGUUAUUUAUGAAUUCAUUGCACUUGGCACAAAUGUGGGCAUUGUUUAUUGGUUUGAUCGCAACAAAAAGGAUAUGCAAAGGCUUAGGUGUGAAAAUAAUAUUUCAAUAACUGCCUUAAAAAUCAUAUCUACUGUGGACUAUAUGGUAGCCUGUGGAAAUAGUGUAGGAAACAUAAGUAUAUUUCAAAUACCCAAAUCACACCCUGAUAAUAUACCAGAAAAUUUGCUACCCAAAAACAAACAAGUAGAAAGGUAUACAGUUACUGACUUGCAUAAAUCUCAAAUAACCUCCAUAGAAUGGUCUAAAAAUGGCAUGAAGUUAUUUUCAGGAGAUCAAAAUGGGUGUGUUGUAUUGACUGAGAUAGAUUUUUAUAUGCAUAUUUGUAAGUCAGUUGAAGUAUUAAAUGAAGCAUAUGAAGUAGUUCAAUUAAGUUAUAAUCAGCAACGCCUCUUAGUAUCUACAACUUAUAGGAGCAUUAUAUGCCAAAAAUUAGACAAAUGGAAAGUGUCACAAGUUGGGACAAAAGAUAGAAAAAUACUUGGAAAUUUUGGAGGUGUUAUUUAUCAACAUAGCGAAAAACCUUCAGACACCAAUCUUUAUUGCACGAGACCUGGAUUGAGAAUAUGGAUAUCAGAUAUCGAUGGCAAUGUACAAAAAACUCUCUUAUUUAAGGAUCUCUUGACAAAAGAAUGUUUCGAAGUUCCAUUGAUAAAUCCGAUUUCUUCAAGUUUACGAAGGAUAAAGCCUCAAAAAGAACCCGCCUUUGGAAUACUUUUGCCGUUUAAUCAAAAUCUUUUAGUUACUUACAACAAUGAUGUAGUUUAUAUUUUAGAUCCGAAGGAAAUGAGCAUAAUUUCUAAAGUCAGCCACCUCAGAGGUGUUUUACAUGUAUCCACCUACAAAGAUGAAAUUUUUAUUUUAGAAGAGGAUAGAAGUCUGGUUAGAUUAUCUUACAAGCCAGAUCCAGUUUGUGGAAGUACAUUUUCGACUGUGAACAACUCAUUUAUUCCAUUGUCAUCUAUCAAAGAUUUGACAACAAAAUUGCAAGUAACAACUAUCAUACCGGCCAUACCUCCAAUUCCGGAAAUGUCUUUCAAUCACGAUCUGAACGUUCACACAGACGAAAAUUUAAUCAUGAAUGCUGAAGAGGCGCAAGAAUUUCCGACGAGAAACAAUCUCGAAAUGCAAAAGAAAUUCGAAGAAAUCGGCAAAAAACAAUUCGAAGACGAUAUAUUGUAUAAAAAGAGCAAACAUCGAAAAAAACGAACCUCCAUCAAUACCAGUACGCUAAGCAUAAGUUCCACUAGUUCAGAAGAAAAAGAAUUAAAUUAUACCAGGCCGACGAUCAUGAAUCUUAGUACAGUAGGAGUUUUACCUGAUUUGAGAAGUCCGGAGUCGAUCAAAUAUGACAUUGAAUACAAAGAAAAAAUAUUAGCGGACGUAUUGAGUUUAGAUAAAGUUAAAAUAAAUACUGAGGUUAAGCCAGAUAGGCGCAACUCCAACAGUGACUCGGACAUUGAUAAGUUAGAGAUUUGUGAUAAGAUUAGUAAAAUUUUGUCUUCAAAAAGAACGCUACCAAGAAUGAAUGGUAAAGCAGACUUUCCCAAACCAGAAGCACCGCCGCAUUUAAGUAUUUUAAGUAAACCCAUAGAAAACCAUAAAAAAUCGAAUAGUUUAAGUAACAGUUCUGAUGUGCCUAAUUUUUCAAAAACUAAUGAAACCAGUAAAUCUACAAUAUCAAAGAAAAUUAAAGAAGACACUCCAGCUUGUAAGAGCAUUCCAAAUACAUGGGGACUGACCAACAUUCGUGUUAGAGAGAGGACCAUCAGUGUGAAAUCAGAUGAGUCCCUCAGCGAUUGGGAAAUUGUCUAAUUUUUAAUGUUCACAGUUUUGUUUUAUAUUUUUUUUUUGUUGGCCAUAUUUU
Psylliodes chrysocephalus is the source of this 3184-nucleotide messenger RNA. NCBI's taxonomy places the organism in Eukaryota, Metazoa, Arthropoda, Insecta, Coleoptera, Chrysomelidae. The record is from the annotation of a GenBank genome assembly.